Messenger RNA from Frieseomelitta varia, 2985 nucleotides. Its product is annotated as neprilysin-4-like. Gene Ontology annotation, cellular component: plasma membrane. Gene Ontology annotation, molecular function: metalloendopeptidase activity. Gene Ontology annotation, biological process: protein processing. The record is from RefSeq and is a predicted model, not a curated record. NCBI's taxonomy places the organism in Eukaryota, Metazoa, Arthropoda, Insecta, Hymenoptera, Apidae. Bases 590 to 2920 code for a protein of 776 amino acids. The transcript has 18 exons.
CAAAAGAUCAGUGUAGCUCACUAUCGAUUUCAAGUUACAUUGUUUCAGUUUCAAAUUUCAGAAUGUUCGAAUUUUGAAUGACGAUAAUCAAAGUUGGACAUUGAAUGAAAGGAAGAAGAAAGAAGGAUGCGGAUCGAUGAGUGUUCAACGAAUUUUUGAAUUUAUUAAAUUUCAUGUGUACCAUUGAAAAUUAACUUAUCGUGGAUUGUCGUAUAUGUGAAUUUCGCGUAAUCAGUUAUGAACUAAUAAAGAUUCGCGGAAAAAAAGAAAGACGCAUUAAACAUUGAGAGGAAAAGAUAUUGAGAUUUAAUAAAUUUGUAUGUAACGGACACGAACAUCUUAAGAAAACGAGAUAAUUCCGGUUAAUAAGCGAGAGAAAAAGGAUGAAAUACAAGUUGCGUCACAAGUUGCAUGAAUAAAUCGAUGAACGAAUAAAGAAGUCUAAACUGUAAUGAAUAAUCGAGGCAAGCAUUUUAAGGAAAACAGCGUGAUACAACGAUUAUGUUCGUAUCGUUAAUUCACACUCAUCUUAUAUCAUCUUGUAUCAUCUUGUUUAAGUAAUACAAACGAAAAAAGUGGCUUGGUACAAAUGGCUGAGAUGAAUGAUGCGGAGGCAAAUAACGAAAGGAAUGCUAUAAGUGAGAUGAAACAAGAAUCGAUGUUCUCAUGGCAAUGUGAAAUGAAAGAUGCAAAGAAAUUAUGUGAAAGUAAAAGAAAAUUGGUCACAAUUGGUAUAUUAACGGUAAUCAUGAUUGUUUUGUCAAUAACGCUGGUCUCGCAGAUGGUUAUUUAUUGCAAGGGAGACUAUAAUGAGAUAUGCCAGAGCGAAGAAUGUGUGAAGACAGCUGUUAGAAUAAUGGACGCGAUGAACAGAUCCGUUGAUCCUUGUCAAGAUUUUUACGAAUUCGCUUGCGGCGGUUGGAUUUCAAGGAAUCCUAUACCGCAUAGUCAAACUUCCUGGGAUCAAUUGAGUGUUCUUAGAGAACAAUUGCUAAAAGAUCUAAGAAUAUUGCUCGAAAAAACGGAUGAAGAGAACGAUUUGAGACCCGUCAAGUUGGCUAGAGCUUUAUACAGAACUUGUAUGAACAUAACGGGCAUCGAAGCUUUGGGAAUGAAACCUGUCUAUGAAAUGUUUGAUAGGCUCGAAUUACCAAAAGAUCCAUUUGCACAAAACGAAACUUUGUCUUUCGAUCUUCCUGAUAUUGUCGGAAGAAUACAGAGAGUUUUAGGUUUGAAUGUGUUCCUAAAUUUUUACAUCAGCGAAGAUAUACGAGACACGGCGAAAAAUAAAAUGAUGAUAGAACAAACGUCGCCAGGAUUUAACGAACGUUAUUUGCUUGACUCGUUACGAUUUCAAACAGAAUUGACAGAAUACAAGGACUAUAUAAAGAACAUGAUCGAGUUGGCUGGCGUAGGGAACAGAAGUAUCGAAUUUGCUAACGAAAUCUUGAACUUUAGCAAGAAUGUCGCGCGUAUCAUGGAAAGUCCAGAACAAAGACGCAGUGUAGAUCAUCUUGUUUACGAUAUAACUAUCGACGAAUUACAACAGCUGACAGAUUUGUACACACAACAGUGGAACUGGACCAAAUAUUUCGAAGCGGUAUUCAACAAUACAAACGUAACGAUAAAUACUACACUGGAUCAUGUAGUCGUGAUGGAUCUAGAAUAUCUACAAAAAUUACCUAAACUGUUAGCAAUUACUCCAUUCACUACAAUAGUUUGCAUCAGGUUUAGAUCAUAUCAACAAUACUGUAAUCAAAACGUUUCAGCGCGAUUUGUAUGGUGGAACGUUUAUUCGACAAUUGCUCCGUUAACGUUACAACAAUUUCGUGACCUUGGUUUUAAAUUCUCACAGAAAGUUUUCGGUUUAAAAGAAGAGACACCCAGAUGGAAAGCUUGUACCGGAAAUGUGAACGCAAAUUUUGGUAUGGCUCUCAGUUACAUUUACGCGCAAGAACACUUCGAUGAUAGAGCUCGACAAGAGGCUUUAGAAAUGUUGUUCGAUAUUAAAGCAGCAUUCGAGCAAAUGAUUGCCGAAUUAGAUUGGAUGGAUGCUAACACGAGAGCUCGAGCUCAUGCAAAGUUACGCGCAAUAAGACCGUUCGUAGGAAUUCCAGAUUGGAUUAAUAAUUCAGAAAAAUUGAAUAAAUUUUACGAAGGAAUAAAUAUUAUACCUGGAAAAUUGUUCGAAACAUUUUUAUUGUUAAUUGAUGCAGCAACUAAGAAAAGUUUAAACAGUUUGCGUGAGAAACCGAACAAAAAUCGAUGGAUAUCGACCGGAACAACAGUAAAUGCGUUUUAUAGCGCGAUAUUAAAUUCAGUCACAUUUCCAGCUGGUAUUUUGCACCCUCCGUUCUACGGAAAUGGCCUACAAUCUAUCAAUUAUGGUGCUAUGGGCGCAAUUAUGGGUCAUGAAUUAACACAUGGAUUCGAUGAUCAAGGGCGUAGAUAUGAUCAGAAUGGAAAUCUUCGGCAAUGGUGGAGCAACGAGACGUUACGACAUUAUCACGAAAAAGUUCAAUGUAUAAUUCAACAGUACAGUAACUAUCAUUUACCAGAGCUCGCUGAUAAUUUCACAGUGAAUGGCGUGAUUACACAAGGAGAAAAUAUAGCUGAUAAUGGUGGUAUACGAGAGGCUUACAAAGCGUAUCAACGAUUCAAAAAGAGAAAUACUGAUCGACUAGUUUUACCUGGCCUCGUCAAUUAUAGUCAAGAACAAUUAUUUUUUGUGGGCUUUGCACAAGUUUGGUGCGGCAGUUAUACAGAUGGAGCAUUAAAAUCUAAAUUGAUACAAGGAGUUCACGCACCAAAUCAUUUCAGAGUUAUCGGAACUUUAUCGAACAAUGCAGAUUUUGCGAGAGCAUGGAAUUGCCGGGCCGAAAGUUCCAUGAAUCCAUCUCGCAAGUGUGUUCUUUGGUAAUUGUUCACAAUUGGAGACGUAACUGAAUGUUACGAACAAAAUUGUAUUAUUUUUGAAAAAGAUAA